AUGAUAAAUUUCAAGCCUAUAAUCCAACCAAAGGGGACUGUUUUUGAGGUAUCUGAUGAGAGUGACUCAUUACCUGAGAGUCCUGAGACUCAAACCAAUACACCUGGAGCAUCACAGGCAGAGCAUACCUCAUUGGCUAUGUUGUCAGAGGCUACAACCAUGAUGAACAAGCAGAGCAUGCCUUCAUCAUUCACAGAAAGACUCCACGAAGGUUUAAAAGUUUCUGUACCCUUAACUAGAGAUUUAUUAUCUGGUUUCCCUGUUUAUCCACAAGCUAGUGUUGGGUUCAUAAAAAGAUCUGUGGAUGAGGCAAUUGCAGCCUCAAAUGAGGCAUUAGGCUUAAGAUCAGAAAGAUGUGCACCCACCAUGUCUAUGGUCCACUCUCAGUCAUCUGUGGCUGUUCAAACUCCAAAGAAGGGAAGUUCAUCCCUUAAACGCUAUGUUGAUGCUGCUUUGGCAGCCAUGGACAAGGUAAUCAGAAGGGAACCAGAGUGUAUAACAGCCCCUAUUCAACCAACUGUCCCUACCACACAUGCACACCAUUUCAAUUUCUUUAMACCUCCACACUUCACCAAUAUACCUGUUUCAUCAUCAACCAUAGAACCCACACUACUCAAGCAUGCAUCCACAUCUGGAAGAGCACCUGUAGGAACACUGUAUAAACCAACCCCUGUCCGAGCAAUACCUAACACAGCCACCAUUGAAACUACCCCUGUUGAACCAACAAAACCUACCCCUGUUGAACCACCAAAACCUACCCCUGUUGCAACCACCACCAGCCCUCUACCUACUGAACCCAUCCCUCUGCCAGACACUGCUGCUAAAUGCACAACUGGUCUGAUGACUCUGAGGGAGGACCAUGGUUGCUGUUCUGAUUUGCUUACCUUCCUCCUCAAUGCUAAAUACAGUUUAGGAUGUAUAAUGAGAGGACAAUGGCACUCCCAUUAUCCUGUUCUAUUUUGA
Cynara cardunculus var. scolymus (artichoke) is the source of this 963-nucleotide messenger RNA. Its product is annotated as proteoglycan 4-like. The record is from RefSeq and is a predicted model, not a curated record. NCBI's taxonomy places the organism in Eukaryota, Viridiplantae, Streptophyta, Magnoliopsida, Asterales, Asteraceae. Bases 1 to 963 code for a protein of 320 amino acids. The transcript is spliced from 2 exons.